Messenger RNA from Abrus precatorius (Indian licorice), 1170 nucleotides. RefSeq names its product DUF724 domain-containing protein 3. Lineage: Eukaryota; Viridiplantae; Streptophyta; Magnoliopsida; Fabales; Fabaceae. The record is from RefSeq and is a predicted model, not a curated record. The transcript has 3 exons. The coding region runs from base 1 to 993 and encodes 330 amino acids.
AUGGCAACCAAGCCCAAGUCUAAACACAAGCCCAAGCGCAAGCCCAAAUCCGGGUCGCCCACCUCUCCCUCCUCCGCUUCAGCCUUCUUCAAACCGGGCACUGCCGUGGAAGUCAGCUCCGACGACGACGGCUUCCGCGGCUCUUGGUUUUCUGGCAUCGUCAUCCGUCGCCUCGCGUCCGACCGCUUCCUUGUCGAGUACGACAACCUGAUGGAAGACGAGCAAAGCUCGAAGCGCCUGAGAGAAGUUCUCAAUCUCCGCCACCUCCGGCCACUUCCCCCGUCGGAGACCGGCCGGGAAUUCAAGUUCGGCCAGGAGGUGGACGCGUUCCACAACGAUGGCUGGUGGGAGGGCCACAUCACUCAAGAAUUGGGAAAUGAAAGGUUCGCAGUGUAUUUCAGAGCCUCUAGAGAGCAAUUGGUGUUUCCAAAGGAGCGACUGAGGCUCCAUCGCGAGUGGCUCAAUUUCAAUUGGGUCCCACCAAUUCAACAAUCACAAAAACAGGAUAAUGAUUUGAAGGAAAUGCAGUUGACGCUGCCAAAUGUGAAGUCUGUUGAAACUGUGAAGGAGGAUGUGUUUAGCGUAGGAAAACUAGUUGAGGUUAGCAGUGACGAAGACGGGUUCAGUGGAGCUUGGUUUGCUGCCACUAUUGUUGAGGUAAUGGGAAAUGUGAAGUUCAUUGUUGAGUACCAGAAUCUACUGGCUGAUGAUGAUUCCCAGCUUUUGAAAGAGGAGGUUGAUGUUCUGCACAUAAGGCCUCAUCCGCCAGACACUUGUGUUAUUGAUCAAUUCAGUCUUCUUGAUGAGGUUGAUGCUUUGUACAAUGAUGGUUGGUGGAUCGGUGUGAUUUCUAAAGUUCUUGAUGAUUGGAGGUAUAUAGUGUAUUUCAGGACCACUAAUGAAGAACUAGAGUUUCAGCACUCCCACUUGAGGAUGCAUCAAGACUGGAUUGAUGGCAAAUGGGUCAUGCCUUCCAAGGCGUUGAUGUUGUGAUAACUGAAGAUCGCUAGGGAUAUAAGAAAAAUCCCUCUACCAGUUCAGUCACUCUCGUCUGGGUUCUUACUAACUGCAAUAAUGAGAAGUAAAUCUCCGUACAUUUUAGGACUUCCUAGUUUGCACGAUUCAAAACUUAGAGCUCAUUUAAGCCUGAUAUGCUAAUGGCCAUUUUAG